Staurois parvus is the source of this 286-nucleotide messenger RNA. The record is from the annotation of a GenBank genome assembly. NCBI's taxonomy places the organism in Eukaryota, Metazoa, Chordata, Amphibia, Anura, Ranidae.
CUGUUAUCCUGCUUAAAGGGAACCUGUCAAAUUUGGUUUUGGCCUAUAGUAUAGUGUUCUUGGCAGAAAUUUAACCCUGAACACUCAUACUGCAAAGUCACAGUGCUAACUACUAUGAAGACAUGCUUCUGUGCCACAUCCAGGGGCGGAGUGACAACUCAUGGGGCCCCCGGCAAUAGGGGAUCAUGGGGCCCCUGUGUCCUUGCCCAAACUCAAAAAAGCCUAUGAAAAAGGUACCAGGGGCAUCUCAUGGGGCCCCCUACUGACCCCGGGCCCUCAGGCAAUG